AUGUGUGUACGAGUAUACUACAAUAUCGACCUAGACGUUUUGAAAAGAAAGUACAACUGCAAGCAAAUUCUGAACAAUGAAGGAUUAAGGAGAGGAAUGAUAAAUAAGAAAAAUUACAUGCCCAUUAUCUACGAGAACGCUGAAAAUGGAAAGGGAAACAAAGACCUACAAAAAAUUAAGGUAAUUCAAGUUUGCCUGUGGGGACUAAAACCAUUCAACUUCGGAAAAUUCGACAAGGAAGUUCUUUUGAUUAACGCCAGGGUGGAGAGCCUGCAAUGGAAGAAGUCUUUCAACAUGCUAAUCAAUAAGAAUCGAUGUGCCAUUGUGGUUAACGGCUACUUCGAAUGGAUGGAGGUCAAGGGCUCUUCAAAGAAAGUACCAUAUUUUAUAUUUUCUGGAAAGGAUGAAAAUUCUUCUGAAGAAGUAAACGAAGGAAAACUCGAAGCGAAUAUUAAGGAAUUACCUGUGGAAAAGACGGAAGUAAAGAGCGAAGAAAAAAUUAUGCCCAGUGUGAAGAAAGAGGGAGAAACCAUUAGAAUUAGCGUAAAGAAAGAAAUAGAGUCAGACGAAGACAACAAAGGCGAUAUUAAGAAGGAAAUGAAAGAUGAAAAGGGAGUAAAGGAGGUAGAAGAAAAAGAAGAGGCCCCCAUCAAUGAAGGAGGAACGACGGUAACGGAUAGGGGUGCUCAAAAAAGAAAAAAUGAAGGAACGGAAGAGAAUAAGAAAAAAAAAAUUAAGACAGAGUUACCGAGCGAAGGUAAUUUUAAAAGAGCAAAUAAUUAUAAUAAUCAAGAGGAAGAUGACGAGAACGAGAAGUCCUAUGUAAUAAUUGCAGGCCUUUACAGCAUCUCGGAUAAGGACAAAAAGGAUUGCAGAUACACCAUAAUCACAACCGCUUCCGAGAAUUCCGCCCUGAAAGACAUCCACGACAGAUCCCCGCUUUUGCUGAGCGAAAAAACCCUAAGCUUGUGGCUGGAUGUGGAAAAAAAAUACGAAGACAUUAUAGAAAGUGUUAAGGAGGAGCACCAAGUUGUUUCGAACAACUUGAAGUUUAGGGAAGUUAAGAGCUGGAGUGAUUAUGCAAGCAAAUAG
Plasmodium fragile is the source of this 1092-nucleotide messenger RNA. RefSeq lists its product as uncharacterized. The transcript is spliced from 7 exons. The coding region runs from base 1 to 1092 and encodes 363 amino acids. NCBI's taxonomy places the organism in Eukaryota, Apicomplexa, Aconoidasida, Haemosporida, Plasmodiidae. Gene Ontology annotation, molecular function: single-stranded DNA binding. The record is from RefSeq and is a predicted model, not a curated record. Gene Ontology annotation, biological process: DNA damage response.